Messenger RNA from Naegleria fowleri, 1164 nucleotides. RefSeq lists its product as uncharacterized. The transcript has 2 exons. The record is from RefSeq and is a predicted model, not a curated record. The coding region runs from base 1 to 1164 and encodes 387 amino acids. NCBI's taxonomy places the organism in Eukaryota, Heterolobosea, Eutetramitea, Acrasida, Naegleriidae.
AUGAAAAACUAUUUCCGAUAUCCAAGCACGAGGCGGAAAGAAUAUCCUCCCACCAUCACAACCGCUCGUUCAGCAUAUUGCAAUGGAAAGAUCCUUUGCACGAUCGUCAUCAUUACACUCCUAGUCUUUGGUAUUUUGAAGGAUGUUCAAGGUCUCUCCCUACUAGGACAUCAGGAUGGACCACCACCAGGAAGUUAUUGGAAAUACUCUCAACCCAGAGCAAUCACGACCUUAGUAAACACAGACAAGCCAAGAACAGUACUCAAAUCAUCCGUUCAAUAUCAACCGAUGUAUACUGGAAUGAAGGUUACAUUGGUGGGUAGUCAAAACAAAUACUUUUACAUUCGGGUGAAUGAUACCGACAAAUCAGAUCAGCACCUUGUGUUCGGUGCAAGUGUUGUCUCAUCAACACGGCCAGAUAAUAGGUUCUCUCUAAGUAUUGAUGCUGAUCCAUGUGUUAUUGGAUCUUUUAGUUAUCCCAUUGAUGUUGACCUUGAUGGGGAUUAUCACCUUUCUGUCAUCUUUCAAAACUGUAAAAACUACGACUAUCCUUAUCUCUAUGUGACCGUGAGUUCUAAUUUUCAGCCUCAAGACAAAGGAGUGGUUGAAUUUGAGUUUGCACAAGAAAGGUACUCUGACAACACCAUUAUCAUUACUGUUCCAAGUUUUUUGAUACCGCUUACAGGUAUUUCACUUGCUGGGAUUGCUUUGAUUUAUGUCUUUAUCAAAAAGAAGAUGAGACAAACCAUUAACAAAAUUGUAGAUGAAUCGAACAUUAAGAAGGAGGAGGAGGAAAAAAAGAAGCAUGAAAGAGAUUUAUUGAGGUCAACCAAAAAAGGUACUGCUCCUCAGGCUCGAGAGGUUACAACAACAUAUUCUAAUGAGGGUAUUGUAAAUUAUGUGCAACCGCCAGUCUACCAACAACAGCAAGUGAUAGAUCAACCACCGCUUCCUUACCCCGUUCAAAAUGACGCAUAUGUCCCUCAACCAAUAUUUAAUCCUAUUGGAAUGCAAGGUAUGCAAGUUGACUAUCCUCCCCCACCUGCAUAUCCAAAUACUACUCAUCAAGCAGGAAUAAUUACCAGUACAACCACGACAACUGUACUUGUUGGCCCUCCCAUUGGUGACAACAAUUUUGCAAACACCAAACCUCACGAGCCAUAG